Schistosoma turkestanicum is the source of this 1293-nucleotide messenger RNA. The record is from the annotation of a GenBank genome assembly. Lineage: Eukaryota; Metazoa; Platyhelminthes; Trematoda; Strigeidida; Schistosomatidae.
GUCAAGAUUUUGGUCUCCAACAGCACAGCUGGAAUGAUAAUCGGAAAAGGUGGCAGCUAUAUCAAGGAGUUGAAGGAUAUUACUGGAGUAGUUAUUCAAGUAUCCCAAAAGUCUAAGGAGCUUAACUUGGCUGAAAGAUGCGUUACUGUUGCAGGUGAACUCUCACAGACACGUGACGCUAUUGCUCUGAUUUUGAACAAGAUUGCUGAGGAUCCUCAGUCAUCCAGUUGUCCAAAUAUAUCUUACUCCGAAAUAAUCGGGCCAGUCGCAAGUGCGUACCCCACCGGCUCACCUUAUGCUUUAGCGGUUGGAUCGCAUCCAGGAUUACCUGCAUGUGGAAUGGAUUUUGGUUCGGAUAUGCAUUUCAGAGCAGCCCCAGGCUCGAAUCCUAGCUUUUCACCUCCUCAUAUUAAUUCUCUUUCACCUGUAAGUCCAACUACCUCGAAUCCAGCUUCUGGAUCAAUUUUCGGUGGAAGUUCUUCCCCAGCUGUUGCUGCUGCUAUGGCUGCAAUGAGUGCAGUUGCUGCCUGUUCUCCAAACGCCAAGUCAACGUCUGCAUUGGUCCCAAAUGUUGGUAGAGCAUUAAUGGGCCGUGGUGUCACUAGUACACACUCAAGUAAUCAUCAAGCUAUUACUCAUUCCCCUCAUAGUCUUUUAGGAUCUGUCGCAACACAUUAUAGUGCUAGGAUUUCGCCAACUUAUGGAUCACCAGGACCUGUCAUCUAUUCACCUAACUCUGGUAUGGGUCUUGAGGGAAUACGUAGUGUUUUAAUAAGUGCUGGCUAUUCUGAUGCAGCCACAGAUGAGAUUGUCAAUGCCAUGGAUGUACUAAGCCUAUACGGGUUUAUUUCAAUGUCCAGUUUAACUGGAUGCAUAAACUCUUCGCCGAUGAUUAAUUCACCUCCAAACAAUCAUCUUGCUGUAAAUUCCAAUGCGUUAAGUGGAAUAGGCAAAUCAUGUACUAACUUCGACUCAUGUGGUCAACAAUCUCCAGUGUUAUCAAAUAGUUUUCACUCUAACGAUCUCCCACUGCAGAAUUUUCGAAAUCUUGCGGCAGCAUCUAUCCAAAAUUGUGUCACUUCUCAACCCAGUCAGAUAUACAUGCAUAAACGAUCUUCAUUCUCUUCGUACCAACCUGUCAGUAUGAAUUCGCAUCCACGUGCAAAUCAUUUAACUGCUACAACUUGCAACAAUAUUGACACUAACAUUGAAGUCAUUUCAGUCAUUAAAGAGUUGAAUGUCCAAGAUACACUUUGCGUCUCAUCUGCUCCGAUAGUUUGUGGGAAGCCAUAG